AUGAGCCAUACGUUUCCGAACCGAGGGAGUAGUAUCCCGUACACAUUCAACCCUGGAAGCAAUGCGACUGUCGACAUAACCAGCGUACCCGAAAUAGGUGGCCCUACGAAGGACAGGUUGGUCGUCGGCGUUGAUUUUGGAACCACCUACAGCGGUGUGGCUGCUGUAUAUAGUGCAACCCCUGAUGACAUCGACAUCAUCAAGACAUGGCCUGGAGGGAACGGCAUCACUUCCGACAAAGUACCCACAGAGAUUGGUUACAGCGAAUCACCCCCCGCCAACAGCUCGACCUCCUCGCUCGAUGCGUCCGCGAAACCCGCGCAGAACAUAAAAUGGGGCUUUCAAUUCAAGCCAGAGGAGACGCGUCUCCGUUGCAUAAAGCUAUUUCUCGAUAGGAAUCAGAAACUGCCACAUUUUGUAUCACCGCUCGAAACUGCUGCGCAAUUGCGCAAGUUUGAGAAGACGGUUAUGGAAGCAGUUUCCGACUACCUAUCGCAGAUAUACAAGCAUACGAUGGAAACAUUGACACGGAGAUACGGAGAGACGUUUAUCAGUUUGACCAAGGUUGAAUUCGUCUUGACAGUACCUGCUGUUUGGUCAGACUCAGCCAAAGAUGCGACGCUCAAGGCUGCGGAGAAAGCUGGCAUGGGCAACAGACAUGAACUGAAGCUCAUAUCAGAACCCGAGGCCGCAGCGGUUUAUACCCUCAAGGCGAUACAACCAAACCAUCUCAAGAUCGGAGACAAUUUCAUUGUUUGUGAUGCUGGAGGUGGCACUGUUGACUUGAUAGCCUACAAGAUUACCCAACUCCAUCCUCUGCGUGUUGAAGAAUCGGCAGUCGGGACUGGCGGCCUUUGCGGCUCGACGUUUAUCAACUACCGAUUCGAAGACCAUGUCAAGCAGCGCAUUGGCACCGAACGUUACAAUUGGAUGCGCGAGAAGAAGGUGAAGACUUGGAAUAUGGGCCUGAAGUAUUUUGAGGAAUUUGUGAAGCGCAACUUCAACGAGGAGGAACACAAUGAGGUCAACAUACCUUUUCCGGGGCUGCCAGACGAUGAGGAAGCAGGAUUAGACUCUGGGUUCCUUGUCAUGAGCGCAGAGCAGGUCAAAGAAUUAUUUGAUCCAGUAGUCCAAGAGGUCAUUGAUCUAGUAGAAGGUCAGGUUCACAGUAUAAGAGCGAAAGGAGGUUUGGUGUGUGGCAUUGUCUUGGUUGGAGGCUUCGGACAGAGCAAUUACCUCUACGGUCGAAUGAAGUCUCACUUCAAUAGCGCGCCCCCGCCUCCGUACACAGAAAGACCCACGCACGCUGUCGCAUUGAACGCCUCGCAGGCAGUCGAGAUAUACCAUCCCAUACACGCAUGGACGGCGGUAGUACGAGGCGCAGUACUGCGCGGGUUGGAAGGCAAUAUGGUCAUUAGCAGAAGAAGUCGAUGGCAUUACGGAACCAGCUACGCGACAGUAUUCGACGAGGUAAAGCACCCCAUUUCCGAUCGAUAUUGGAGUCCGCUUUGGGAGCGAUGGAUGGUGUCUGAUCGCAUGCAGUGGCACAUCGCAAAGGGCGCACAAGUGUCGGAAAACCGACCCAUAUCCUUCCACUACACGCGCAACUUUCGCCCUGGCCAAUCUCUCAUCGUAGAGGACGACCUCAUAGCCUGCGACUCUGACACGGCUCCUGACUCCUUCAAGAAGGGUCUCAUCAACGUUUGUACACUUACUACCGACCUGAACACGGUGCCAAAGAGCUUGUUCACGCGGUUGACGACGACAAAAGGAGUGGAGUUUGAUAAUUUAGACUUCACACUGGAUAUGCGGUGUGAGAGUGCGGGUUUGGUGUUUGAAUUGAAGGUUGAUGGAGUGAGGUAUGGAGGGGUCAGUGCGAAAUUCCAUUAA
Alternaria burnsii is the source of this 1890-nucleotide messenger RNA. RefSeq names its product actin-like atpase domain-containing protein. Gene Ontology annotation, molecular function: ATP-dependent protein folding chaperone; ATP binding. The record is from RefSeq and is a predicted model, not a curated record. NCBI's taxonomy places the organism in Eukaryota, Fungi, Ascomycota, Dothideomycetes, Pleosporales, Pleosporaceae. The coding region runs from base 1 to 1890 and encodes 629 amino acids. The transcript has 4 exons.